This is a messenger RNA of Phaedon cochleariae (mustard beetle), 2305 nucleotides long. Lineage: Eukaryota; Metazoa; Arthropoda; Insecta; Coleoptera; Chrysomelidae. The record is from the annotation of a GenBank genome assembly.
UCAAUCAACGUCUCUGGUAACUUCCAUGAAACGGGAAGUGUUAUCUAAGGUUGUACCUAGCUCGGUACCGUGGGGCCCUUCGAUGUAACUAGCUAUGUACUCAAACGGACAUUAGCACAAAGCAAGGAACGCUACGAAGGCACGGAAAGAAAAAGAGCAAUUUAACAUCUAACCAACCCUAACCUCAAUACCCUCAUCACCAAACAAAAAAGAAUUGAAAAAAGGCCUACUACAGGUUGUCACUGCUGUUUCAGUGGAUGAUGACCACAAAGAGAUUGCUACAGAGAAAUUCAAGGCCCUAGGAAAGAUCCACUCUAUCCUGCAGAAUCCAGACAAGUGCAAUCUGUAUAAUGAAAUAUGAAAGUGGACAAUUUGAUGAUGAAAUGUACACUUCCUUCCAUUGUAUGGACUAUUGGAGAAACAUGUUCAAGAAGAUUGAGAUAAAGGACAUACAAAAGUAUGAACAAGAGUAUACAUUGGCUCAGACACUGAACUCAGAGACAUAAGAGCAUAUGUUGGUGGAAAAGGUAAUAUGGAUGUCAUCUUGGAGAUGGUACCUGGUACCAUUCUCUAAUUGUGAUAGUAAGCCUAGAAUAAUAGAUAUAGUGCAAAAAAUGGUUGACAAUGAGGAAGUGGAAUAUUACAAAGCAUUCUUUAAUGAGAGUAAGGCACAGAAAAUGAGACACAGAAAUGAAAAAAAUACUUGCAGGCACAGUAGAGAGCUCACAGAGUGUUGCAGGAAUGUGACAUAACCUAACCUAUAACUUCAACUGUUAUAAAAAUGUCCAAGGCCCAGCCAAAAAAUAAUAUGCACAUGCUUGAUACUGCUGUAGUUGAAAGAAGACUUGGACCUAUAUUUAUUUCUGGCUAGAUAGUGGUAACAACAAAAAAGCUCUUCAAGAAUGUGAUAAGGUCCUCAAAUAAGCACCAAAUCUGCAUUGUGCAAAGGCUUUGAAAUCCUUCAUCAUAUGGGCAAGGGAUUGGAAAGUAGGGUUAUCUUGGAAGCUUUGACAAAUGAGAAACCAACUGAUGAUAUGCAACAUUGUCCUCCCGAGAAAUGCAAGAGUUAAAAAAGAUUUGCAGACAUUAUGAGACAGCUGUAAGAAUAGACCCCACCAAUGAAGAACUCCAUACCCAUUUGUUCAUGUCCUAUGUGAGGAUAUCUGAUUUCAAGCUACAGCAACAGAGUGCCAUGGCAUUAUACAAACUCAAACCUAAAAACCCUUACUAUUGCUGGGCAGUGAUGAGCAUAAUAUUGCAAGCUACCAGAGGUGAGGGCUGCAGAGAUCCUCUAAAACGUAAAUUGCUGUUAAGUCUAGCUGAGAGGAUGUUUGAUAAACUGUUGACAGAAAAUAAGAUUGAUGCUGAACAAAAGGUGCAGUUGUAUGUGAUGAUUUUGGAUUUUUUGGGGAAGCAAGAGGAAGUUGUAGCUGUGCUGGAUGGUCCACUAGGUGCCAAAUUACAAUGCACCAACUUUGGUCUGGUCAAGAUGACUUAUUUGAAAAAAAAUGCAGAGGUGGAAAGAUGUCAAUUUGAUUUGCAAAAGCAUUCUUGCAGAGAGGAGAAUUAUUCUGAUGGUGGAGAUAAUAUUGUGGAAACUGCAGAUGAUACUCCUGAGAAAGCUCAUGAGUUUAUUUGUAGAAUGGUGGAGAGUGGAGCUGACAAUGCUAGGAAAUUCAGUCACAAGCCUUGUUGUGUGUCAGAUUUGCAUGGUAUAUUUCUGAAUCUGUUGCUGACUCCUAGAAAGACUGAACUGUCAUCUAGGCUGAUAAAGGAUGUGGAAAUAAGUGCUACCACAGUUUACCUCAAUCAGAGGCCCAGAUGCAGGCAUAUUUGUGCUGUUAGUCCAACUGUUGCGGCUGUGCAGCCAGAGCACCUCAAAGCCCUCAUCACAGCCCUCAAUCUGCACUACCAGCAUGGGUAUCAAACCUAUGGGCGCGGCAUGCUCAUCUCCACCGAUUUGGCCCCGUGCGACCCUUAUGCCCUUUUGGCCGCUCAUCUUCUCUAUGAUUUGGCACAAAUCGAACAGAAAUCGGAUGCCGUCGUCGUGGUGGCCCUUGCCCUGCUGGAAAGGUUGCUCUCGAAUUCGCCCAGUAACUUUCAUGGCAAGCUGUUGGCUGUCAGGCUCUAUCACUGUUUGGGAAAACGAGACGUAGUAGCCUACCGGGGUGCACCUAUUGGCAAAGGAAUCGGAAGGCUGCCUUUGAGCGCCGAUAUCUCGAAAACUAUCUGUCCUAUCGGGCUGAUCAUGGUCUCAUUCGAUGCAUCGUGUCAUUUUCUACUGGAGAAACGAAAAUUCGCGUGA